GCCGUGAAUCCGAGUUGCGGAACGUCCGAACGAUACGAGCUUGUACGUCGAUGGAGACGCUGCCCCCAUCAUGAACCCGGCCGAGGUCGCCCUCGCGCAGCUCGACGUCCUCUUGGAUGAGCAGGAGGCGGUCGCCCCAGCAGCCGCCUGCCCCACGCGCCGCCGCGUCGGCAACCCCACGAACGAAGCACCGGCUAGCCUCCCGGAGGCGGUCGCCGCGGCGCUGAAACGGCGGCGCGAGCAGCAGCCGGACGCCACAAUUAUUGUGCCUGAGGGGCCCCGAACGCGCAAGCGCGUCCGCGUCGCGCCGCCGCCAGUCGCGGAGUUCGCAGUGGGUGCCGAGGUCGAGGCGCUGUGGGAGGGGAAAUGGUAUCCCGGCGUCGUCGCUGAAGUUGUUGUCGAACUAGAAGUCUACUACGAGAUUGCGUGGGCCGACGGCUACUACCAAAAUAGGAUUCGUGCCGUGAGCAGGUCGGGCGAGAAGCUUGUCCGGAGGCGGGCCCCUGCGGCGGCCGUUAGUCUCCCGGCGGCGGCCGCCCCCGCGCUGAAACGGCGGCGCCAGCAGCCCACGAGCGCCGUUGUCGCUGCGGCACCGCCACCGCUGCGUGCCGCUGCUGUGACCGGCGACUGGUGCGUCGUCGGAACACAUGUAGAGGAUUCCGACGAUGCGACGGUCCGCGGCGUCAUCACUGGCUACACUACGGGCUGGAGGGAAGUUGCGACGACGACCGGCUCCGUGGUGAUGAUACGACCCUCAAAGUUGACGCGAACGACGCUGACGGACGAGGAGACCGCGCGAUGCGUCCGCCCGGCCUCGCACAAGGACUACGUUCAAGCACGGAUCGACGGCUUGGUACGGUUCAGCCACGGCGGCCGCGAAUUCAAGAACCGCUUCACGUGUGCGGACGGCACGGAGCGGCGGCAGUUUGUGGUGACGGCGACUCAUGUUCGGUGCGCCCUCUGCCCUGAUGGGUGGUCAUGGUCUUUGGAGACCGAUAUUUUGGUGCUUUUGGGAAACCUCAAGAAUCACUGCGGACAAACGUCAGGUCAGAGGCCCUCGGCUCAAUUGCACCGCGAGCGCCUCGCCUCGGCCGCGGCCGCGCCGCCCGUCGCAACCACCGACGAGGCCGGAACGGUGCUGGGCAUCUCGCAUGCCCAGGCGCGCCAGCUUGCGACAGCUGCCGCGGCCGGCUGCCUCAUCGUCCGAGAUACCUCUCAAGCUUUGAGUGCCGUCGAGUCUCCAUUCUGGAGGGCAAUGCGGACGACGCAGCGGCUCCCCUCCGACGCCGCGCUUGAGGCCAUGACCGGGACGCAGCUGAGAAAGCUCAUGGCGCGGCGCGGCGUGGGCCGCGGCCCGCAGGACCGCAAGGCGGACUUUAUCGACAAGCUCAAGGCCCGCGCCGCCGGCGAGACCUACGUCAACAAGCCGUACCCUGUAACUGGUGACUGGUGCAUCGUCGGCGCACAGGUAGCACAAAUCGAUGAUUCGACGGUGCGCGGAGUGAUUAUCGAUUGUCCUAAGGGCUGGAGGGAAGUGACGACGACGACCGGCGCCGUGGUGAUGCUUAACCCCCGACAAUUGACGGAAGCGACACUGACGGAGGAGGAAGCCGCGCUGUGCGUCCGCCCGGCCUCGCAGAAGGACUACGUGCAAGCGCGAAUCGACGGCAUAAUACGCUUCAGCCGCGGCGGCCGAGAAUUCAAGAACCGCUUCACGUGUGCGGACGGCACGGAGCGGCGCCAGUUCGUGGUGACUGCGACUCAUGUUCGGUGCGCCCUCUGCCCUGAUGGGUGGUCAUGGUCUUUGGAGACCGAUAUUUUGAUGCUUUUGGAAAACCUCAAGAAUCACUGCGGACAAACCUCAAGAAUCACUGCGGCUCGAUUGCACCGCGAGCGCCUCGCCUCGGCCGCGGCCGGGAUUGUGCUGGGAGUCUCUCGUGCCCAGGCGCACCGGCUCCUCCCGCGCGACGCACGGGGCUGCUUCCCGUGUCCUGCGGGCUGCCCGCGAACGUUCCAGCACGCGCCGGCGGCGGUGCAGCACGCCAAGUCGUGCGCGGCGGGCAAGCGGUCGAGCCGCCUGAAUCCUCCCGUACCCCGGAGUGUAGCUAGGCGCUCGGGUCGCGCUAGGCCACCCGACGCCAUCGUCGAAACCAAGACGGACGACGACGACGUCGAUGAUGCCACGGCCAAGGAGCGGAACAGGCGGUUGGCGGAGGAGAUCGGCGCGCCGGUUUGCUUGUGGGGGGGCGCGGACGUGCGGCGCGAGCGCGAAGAGGCGAUGGAUCCGGAAGCGAAAAGGCCGCGGACAGAAGCGCCCUGGGCGCGGUGGGAUCAGUCCUCUGAGAACGACUCGGCGUCUCCGCGGCCAUCGCUCCCGCCGCCACCUCGUGCUCCCGCCGAUAGUGAGGCGGUCACCGCCGCUGCGCCGCCGCCCCCUCGACCGCCGGCGCCGCGCGCCGCGCCGCAGUGCAUCGACCUGACGCGGGAGGACUCGGAGGACGGCACGGACCCGCCGACGCCGCCAGGUGACGACGGCUACUCGUCGUCGUCCUCGGAGUGCUCGGUCGAGUCCGUCGGCGGGCAGUAUGUACCGGAGCCGCCCGGCCCCGCCCCUCCGAAUCGCACCUGGGACACUCGCCGAGGCGCGUGGGUCGACGCCGCGGAAGAAUUCGAGGCGUGGAUGGCGCAACACGUGCCUGUCGCCCGGCACGCGCGAUUGCGAGACGUGGCCGACUCGCUCGCGGACCUUCGAUGCUGCGACAUCGACGACCUCGACGACGCUCUAGAAUUAUCGCAAUGGUCCGAGCCGGAGCGGCGGCGAUUUAUGGACGCGUGUUCGUCACUCUAGAAGAAUAACCUGUAUGUUUACGAA
This is a messenger RNA of Pelagomonas calceolata, 2872 nucleotides long. The record is from the annotation of a GenBank genome assembly. NCBI's taxonomy places the organism in Eukaryota, Pelagophyceae, Pelagomonadales, Pelagomonadaceae.